Formica exsecta is the source of this 5862-nucleotide messenger RNA. Its product is annotated as atrial natriuretic peptide receptor 1-like. The transcript is spliced from 23 exons. The record is from RefSeq and is a predicted model, not a curated record. Gene Ontology annotation, molecular function: guanylate cyclase activity; peptide receptor activity; ATP binding. Gene Ontology annotation, biological process: receptor guanylyl cyclase signaling pathway; cGMP biosynthetic process; intracellular signal transduction. The coding region runs from base 96 to 3953 and encodes 1285 amino acids. NCBI's taxonomy places the organism in Eukaryota, Metazoa, Arthropoda, Insecta, Hymenoptera, Formicidae. Gene Ontology annotation, cellular component: membrane.
UGUUGUAUGUGACGUCAAGCAAUGAUAUUUCGCGAUUUUCGAUUGGAAUUAGCGAAAAGCUCGAUUUAAGCCGCGUCGUUUUCCCGUUCGUAUCCAUGGGGUCCCGUAGGAUCGUCGUGUUGGCGAUCUUAUGGCUAGUGCACCAAGUAGGGGGCAAAGUGACGUGUCGCGAAGUGCAAUUGCAUCGCGACUGUGAGACGUUAUGUAGUACGAGUCGCGAUGGAGUUGUUUCUUGCGAGCUAAGGGUUGCUGUUCUCUUACCGGCCGACCCAAGUUUCGAUAUUUCCUUACCUAAGGUUCUUCCGGUUCUUGAUUUAGCGGUGUACGAAGCGAGAUCACGAAAUUUGCUACCUUAUUGGUUGAAACUGAAAUUUCUGCAGCAGGACGACCAUUGUGAUGCAAUGUAUGCACAAAUCGGCGCAAUUGAUAGUUUUUCGCAUUGUGUACAUUUAUUUCUUGGGCCAGCGUGUGAUUAUUGCGUCGCGGUUGUUGGUAGAGUCGUGAAAUUCUUUGGGGCGCCGUUAAUUACCACGGGAGGCUUUACUUUCGAUUUUACCGAGAAAAAGAUCGAAUGUAAAGACGAAUACUUUAUGACCACAAGAAUCGGAAAUUUGGCUUUCAGGGACAUCGCCAAAUUUUUUGUAGCUAUAAUGGAUCGGUACAACUGGCGUAAAGUGCAUCUCGUUUAUGCGACGAACGGGCAGAGUCAAAUUGCUGGUAGACAUACAUGUCAGCUUAUGAUGAAGUCAGUGGUAGAAUUUCUCAAGAAAGAGCACGAUAUCACUUAUGGUACUUUCGAUGUCGAAGCUACGACCCCUAACGAUUACCCAGAAGCCUUGAGAGAUCAUGUUGGCAGUUCGUACGGCGUCGUGGUAAUGUGCGCUAAUUCAACAACCAUCCGGGAGAUAUUGCUGGCUGCCGAAGAGCUCGGGAUGGUGGACUCAGGAGAAUAUGUGUUCUUCUCCAUAGAGCUUUCCUCCAGUGACAACGAUUCCACAGAACCGUGGAGAAUCGACGGCGACACCGACGAGCGUAAUGAAAAAGCCCGUAAGGCUUAUCAGGCCCUGCUGACAGUGACAGCGCGCACCCCGGACAACAUGGAGUACCUAAAUUUUUCGCGCGAGGUCAAAAGUUUGGCGCAAAGCAAAUAUAACUUUACUUUCGGAAAUAGUUCGGUCUCCACGUUUGUGACAGCGUUUUACGACGCCGUGCUGCUUUACGCCCUCGCCCUUAAGGAGAGCUUGCCGGAGAAGCCGGGGGAGGUCAACUUGGACGGCGGUAAUCUAACCCGAAGGAUGUGGGGAAAAAGUUUCAAAGGAAUAACCGGCGACGUAAACAUCGAUGAGAACGGCGAUAGAAUUGCGGAUUAUUCUCUGCUGGAUAUGGAUCCGGCAACAUCUAGAUUCGAAAUCGUAGCAAAUUAUUACGGUGCAAACAAAACAUUGGAGUAUAUUCCUGGGAAGAAAAUUCACUGGGCCGGAGGACGUUUAGAGCCACCUCCAGAUACGCCUACUUGCGGAUUCGACGGAUCGUUGUGUCCCGAUAAUUCUCUUCCGGGCUACGCCAUCCUCUCCAUGGUAUUGAGCUCCAUUGUGGUCGUUCUCGUCGUUGGUUCAGUAUUUAUUUAUCGACGCUUCAAACUGGAAGCGGAAAUUGCCUCCAUGACGUGGAAGGUGCAUUGGGAUGACGUAAUCGUAAUACCGAACGCAAAGACAAGGGGUUCUAUGUACUCUUUGAUUGCGAAUAAGUUUCGCGGCAGCCAACUGACGAUAUAUACCGAGGACAAUGCAAGUAUGCCGGAUGAUGUUGAUAAAAAUGUGUACGUUCCAACGGGAUUUUAUAAGAACUCAAAAAUCGCUAUAAAACAUAUACCGAGAAACAAAGUUGAGAUCUCCAGGCCUUUAUUGCUCGAAUUAAAGCGGAUGAAGGAUCUUCAGCAUGAUCAUCUUGUACGAUUUUACGGUGCCUGUCUCGAGCCACCCCAUUGUUGCCUCUUAACCGAAUACUGCCCUAAGGGAUCUCUUCAGGAUAUACUGGAGAACGAGCAGAUAAAGCUCGAUCGCGUGUUCAGGGGAUCCCUGAUACACGAUAUCGUCCGCGGCAUGGCGUAUCUCCACGCAUCGGAGGUCAAAAGUCACGGUAAUCUCAAGUCCUCAAACUGCGUGGUCGAUUCGCGAUUCGUCCUGAAAAUCGCCGACUUUGGCUUGCACGAGCUCAGAAGAACGAACGCGGAGGAGGACGUCGACAGAAACAGCUACGCUUAUUGGAGAAAACAGCUUUGGACAGCACCAGAGUUGCUGAGAAUGGAAAGACGGCCGCCCGAGGGCACUCAGAAAGGCGAUGUAUAUAGCUUCGCUAUAAUCGUUCACGAGAUCGUGAUGCGCCAAGGGCCAUUCUACCUGGGAGACAAUAACAACCUUUCUCCGAAGGAAAUAAUAGAAGGCGUUAGAAGAGGUGGCGGUUCACCUUUAAGACCUGUAAUUGACGACGCUGCCGUCGAAGAAGAGGUAGCUACACUAAUGAGACGAUGUUGGGCGCAAGAUUCCGCCGACCGACCGGAUUUUCCUGCGCUGAAGCAGACCAUUCGUAAAAUUAAUAAAGACUAUGAGAGCAGCAAUAUCUUGGAUAAUUUGCUGUCUCGCAUGGAACAAUACGCCACAAAUUUAGAAACAUUGGUGGAGGAACGUACGGCGGACUAUCUCGAGGAGAAACGUAAAUGCGAGGAGCUUCUUUACCAGCUACUACCAAAAUCGGUGGCGUCGCAGCUGAUCCUCGGACAAAGCGUAAUCGCCGAGACAUACGACCAAGUGACAAUCUACUUUAGCGACAUCGUGGGCUUCACGAGUCUGUCGGCUGAGAGCACGCCUCUGCAGGUGGUCGAUCUGCUGAAUGACCUCUAUACGUGUUUCGACUCCAUUAUCGAGAACUUCGAUGUCUACAAGGUAGAAACGAUAGGGGAUGCUUAUAUGGUAGUAUCGGGAUUACCAGUGAGAAACGGCAUGAAUCACGCCAGAGAGAUUGCGAGGAUGAGUUUAGCUCUCAGGGAUACGGUAAUGACGUUCAGUAUUCGCCACAGGCCAAACGAGCAAUUGAAGCUUCGCAUUGGCAUGCAUUCUGGACCAUGCGUGGCCGGUGUGGUGGGUCUUAAGAUGCCUAGAUACUGCCUGUUCGGUGACACUGUCAACACAGCCUCCAGAAUGGAGAGUAACGGAGAAGCUUUGAAGAUUCACGUCAGCCCGAAGACAAAGGAAAUUUUGGACACUUUUGGCACAUUCGAACUCGUCUGCAGAGGAGAAGUCAUAUUAAAGGGUAAAGGCCCCAUGAUUACUUACUGGCUAAUGGGCGAGAAACCGACGAAUAACAACGUGCAACAGGCGAAUCCCACGACAUUUAGCCAGAUAUCGACUCUGCAGGAUCAACCUCCUGCCGUCACCGCGCAAAUUCAGAUGACGCAGCCGAAGCAAGUGGAGCAACGCGCGCUUCCACCCAUUGGCCAACACAAAUUUCAAGGUCAAUCGGACCAGCAGUACCCGGCUCAGCAACAACAAUCGAUUCAGUCGAGGAGUCAGGAGUCGCGACAGCAGGGGCAUCCGGGUCAGCAGAGGCCGCAAGAAUCGCAGCACUCGGGUUUAACGGGCCAACCGCGGGGUCAAGGCCCGGCCCAGGUUAAUCCAUCGUCCGUUCCUCCGAAUCAGCUUCAGCAGAAAACCACAAUGGCCAUGAAUCCCGCUUGCGGUCUCGCUAUGACUGGAAACGGCGCGCCGAAAUCGACGAUCGCGUCGCGGACUGUCGUCGGCAACUCCUCACCGUCUCGCAACCGAUCGAGUGUUUCGUCGAACGCGAAUAACUCCGUGCACCAGGUCUACCCAACGGCCGAGAGUAUGCCAAAUCACACCGAGAGUGGUCCCAACGCGCCUCUCCUUCUACCCGCGGGUGCGAUUCCCAGGGUCUAGCUCUCUUAAAUUGUCUUUUGUCGGUGACAUUCGCUUUAUCAGUUAUCGAAUCUUGGAAAGAUACCGCGAGCUUGAGAUCGAUACUUGGACACGUUAAUGAGAAUUUUGUUUGAUCGAUACUCGUGAGAAAAAAUUAGACGAAAGCAACGGACUUGUUAGAGGAUGAAAACGAAGGACUUUUAAGGUUGUCAAGACUCAGCUUCUGCGUUUCAAGAAUUAAAUCUCUUCGAGGCAACAGUUAUCUAUCGUUUAAUUAGAUUUAUCAUGCGUUUCUCUUGCGUUAAUUAAUUUUCUGGCUUCCUGAAAAGUAUUUGUUAAAUCAAAAUUCUAGUUAAUCAAUUGGUAGAACAUUUACUUUUGAUAUAUUAUUCACGUUAUUAAUAAUAAAUGUUAAUAAUAGCUGACGAGGCUCUACAGAGUCAAGGACCAACUCCAGAUUCGCAGAAAGUGAUCUCUUCCUACAAGGUAUUACGGAACCAAAUUUUACAAAGAUAACAAUUAGCGCAAUUUAGAACAAAUAUGACUGUCGCGACGAUGAUCGCACGUAAGGAUGGAACAGCAAAAACUCGGAUUUGAGCAGAGAAAAACUUGAAGAAGGAGCAAUGAAUUAUAGAGGGAUACACGAUCGAUCAUAUGCUUUCGCUGAAGGUACUUAUGGUCUUUUGCAUAUGAACACAGUAUUAUUACCGGUCACGUAUGCGUUUUAUUUAUUCAAACUGAAACAAACAUUUGACGAAAUGCGAUUCAUAUGCAACGGCACGUAAAAUGCAAUAUGGGCUUAAUUUAGCAGCAAAUUUCUCGUAUUAGCUGCGAUCGAUCCCUGCCGAAUUAAACAAAAUCACGAACAUACGCGACUUUAAAUUCUCUUUUUUUUUUUUUAAGAUUUCAAGAACUUUUAUCAAUUUUGAUUAAUCGUGAUUAAUCUAAAUAUUUUUGUCGAUAUUAUUAUUAUAAUUAUUUAGAACAAGACAGAGAAAUAAUUGGACCCGAAGUUGUAAUUUAUCGAUGUUGGUGAAGUUGACUUGAGAUUGAUCGUAUAAAGGAACGGUGAAUUUUCUCGACCUUAUCUAUAUGUAUACUUAUUAUGGAAGUAUUUGUGUGUAAGCUUCUUGUAAUAUAUUUUUUCUAUUUUUUUUCUAUCGAAAUGAUUUUGCUCUUUUUCGACAUUUGUCUACGAUCGCGGAUCACAAACAAAUAUCACGAGGCAUGUAGAUCAGCCACAGUGUGUUUGUCGUUGCAUGCUCAUUAUAACAAAUAUUAUCGUUCGUAAUACGCGCGUGCUUACAGAGCGUAACACGAUACAGAGAAUUUCGAACCUAUUACAUACACACAUACAAACACACACACACGCAAAGUGUUAUAUAUAAAUAUAUAAGAGAGAAAAAGAGAUAUAUAUGUAUACACAUACAAAUACAUGUAUAUGUUAUGAGAUUAGAUUAUAUAUAUAUAUAUAGAUGUAUAUGACUGCAAGAAAACAAAAAGUUACCAGUAGCUAACAUCAAUGUUUAGAGCCGCUCGUAGCGAACAGAGGCUGGGCCUCUCGCGAAACGAAUCUAUGAUGUGUCUGAAAAAUAAUAGCGGGAAUGCGAGUGCAUAUAUCUGCGCGAAACAAAUACAAAUACAAACAUACGUACACAUAUAAGAGAGCAGAUAUAUGCACAUGCGGUCGCAGUUGCAUACAUGUGUUUAAUGUAUGGACGAACGAUGCAGGUAGUUGAUGAUUUUUCGCGGUUGCCCUGUUGUAAACACGGUAUAUGGCGAUACGAGGUGAGAGAAAGGGAGAGCAUUUACACUCGCAUUUGCGAGUACGAUGCAUCGUGAAGAGUGAAAUUCUAUCUGUGUCAAUCUCUCUUUUAACGAUGUACCAAUGAAUAUUCCGAAAAUAAAGUUUAAUUGUUUUCAAAAAAAA